Molecule: messenger RNA, 2305 nt
Organism: Equus quagga
Lineage: Eukaryota; Metazoa; Chordata; Mammalia; Perissodactyla; Equidae
Gene: CDK16
Product: cyclin dependent kinase 16
Exons: 17
Coding region: 561-2072 (503 amino acids)
Biological process (GO): exocytosis; neuron projection development; protein phosphorylation
Cellular component (GO): synaptic vesicle; cytoplasm; nucleus
Molecular function (GO): ATP binding; protein kinase activity
Source: RefSeq, a predicted model, not a curated record
GCGACGCGCGCGGCGGUUGGGCUGUUGGCUGGUCGGCCCUGGGAUCCGCCGCGUCUCCGCGAGCAGUCGGCUCUGAGCCGCGAGCCGCCGUGAGCUCUCGCAUUCGAGCCGGCGCCAGCGAGCCCGGGGGCAUCGCCCGCAGCGGCCAAGCUCAUGGCCGGCUGAGCGGGACGCCGCCUCCGCCUCAGCCACCGCCGCCGCCGCCGCCUCCUCCUCCUCAGCCGGCGGCGGCCCGGGCCCAGCAGCCAUGGCCGAAGACUACUGGGACGGGCGCCUGCGGCGAACAGGAGGAGAAGGAGGUCGCGCGGCCUCAACCCAGGCCGCCGCCCCAGGCGCCGCCGCGCCGGCCCCGCGGCGCUGAGGUUGCUCGCGCGCCCCCGCCGUCACUGUUCCAGGUCCUCAGGAUAUAGCCGUGACCUAAACAGAAAUCUACCUUGGCGGAGCUGAUCAUCUAGUUAUGGCGGUGAAGAGACAGACAGUAAAGAAUAAAGAAACCAAUAAGUAGACGGUGUCAUUUCUGAGGAGGUGAUGAGAGCUGGGGUAUAAUUGGCAAGGUCGCCAUGGAUCGGAUGAAGAAGAUCAAACGGCAGCUGUCAAUGACACUCCGAGGGGGCCGAGGUGUAGAUAAGACCAAUGGUGCCCCUGAACAGAUAGGCCUGGAUGAGAGUGGUGGUGGUGGCGGCAGUGACCUUGGAGAGGCCCCCACACGUGUCGCUCCUGGGGAACCUCGCUCUGGACGGGGCCCACUCAGCUCUGCACCUGAGAUUGUACACGAGGACUUGAAGAUGGGGUCUGACGGGGAAAGUGACCAGGCUUCAGCCACGUCCUCGGAUGAGGUGCAGUCGCCAGUGAGGGUGCGCAUGCGCAACCAUCCCCCACGCAAGAUCUCCACUGAGGACAUCAACAAGCGCCUAUCACUACCAGCCGACAUCCGGCUGCCCGAGGGCUACCUUGAGAAGCUAACCCUCAAUAGCCCCAUCUUCGACAAGCCCCUCAGCCGCCGCCUCCGCCGUGUCAGCCUGUCUGAGAUUGGCUUUGGGAAACUGGAGACCUACAUCAAGCUGGACAAGCUGGGCGAGGGUACCUAUGCCACCGUCUACAAAGGCAAAAGCAAGCUCACAGACAACCUUGUGGCACUCAAAGAGAUCAGACUGGAACACGAAGAGGGGGCACCCUGCACCGCCAUCCGGGAAGUGUCCCUACUCAAGGACCUCAAACAUGCCAACAUCGUCACGCUACACGACAUUAUCCACACGGAGAAGUCCCUCACCCUUGUCUUUGAGUACCUGGACAAGGACCUGAAGCAGUACCUGGAUGACUGUGGGAACGUCAUCAACAUGCACAACGUGAAACUGUUCCUGUUCCAGCUGCUCCGUGGCCUGGCCUACUGCCACCGGCAGAAGGUGCUACACCGAGACCUCAAGCCCCAGAACCUGCUCAUCAAUGAGAGAGGAGAGCUCAAGUUGGCUGACUUUGGCCUGGCCCGGGCCAAGUCAAUUCCAACAAAGACCUACUCCAACGAGGUGGUGACACUGUGGUACCGGCCCCCUGACAUCCUGCUUGGGUCCACAGACUACUCCACCCAGAUUGACAUGUGGGGUGUGGGCUGCAUCUUCUAUGAGAUGGCCACGGGCCGGCCCCUCUUCCCGGGCUCCACAGUUGAGGAACAGCUGCACUUCAUCUUCCGCAUCUUGGGAACCCCAACUGAGGAGACAUGGCCAGGCAUCCUGUCCAACGAAGAGUUCAAGACAUACAACUACCCCAAGUACCGAGCCGAGGCCCUUUUGAGCCAUGCACCCCGGUCCCUUUGUUCUUGCGGUAGACUUGACAGCGAUGGGGCUGACCUCCUCACCAAGUUGCUGCAGUUUGAAGGUCGCAAUCGGAUCUCCGCAGAGGACGCCAUGAAACAUCCAUUCUUCCUCAGUCUAGGGGAGCGGAUCCACAAACUUCCUGACACUACUUCCAUAUUUGCACUAAAGGAGAUCCAGCUACAAAAGGAGGCCAACCUUCGGUCUUCGUCAAUGCCUGACUCAGGCAGGCCAGCUUUCCGUGUGGUGGACACCGAGUUCUAAGCUGAGUUCUAAGCCACAGACCGAGGCCCCAGCAGGCAGCAGCUGGAGGGAUGCCACACCCCUCACAGGGCAGCCCCCAACUGCAUCCUCCCUGCUUGCUGCCUGCCUACCUGCCUGACUCAUGCUCGCCUGCCCACAUGUCCCCUGCUGCCUGUCUGAACACCCGACCAUUGGCCUGUCAACCCAUCCAUUGACCUGUCUGCUGGGUGCUAACAAAGCUCUCAUCGCUCCUU